This is a messenger RNA of Hylaeus volcanicus, 3273 nucleotides long. RefSeq lists its product as uncharacterized. The transcript is spliced from 7 exons. Lineage: Eukaryota; Metazoa; Arthropoda; Insecta; Hymenoptera; Colletidae. Bases 662 to 3052 code for a protein of 796 amino acids. The record is from RefSeq and is a predicted model, not a curated record.
UAAUGUAAAUGUGGAUAGUUUGAUCGUUUCUUGUAGUUGUUUAAACCAACUUUCAGAGGGGAAUUUCAUUGUUUGAAGAGCAAACGGUCGACGGACUGCUAUGUACAUGUAUGUAUAUGGAAUGCGGUUAGCUGUUUGUUACUCGGCCGUUUCUUACUCCGUCAAUUGGAAUGAUCAAUUAAAACGUCGGUUGGUGUCGCGCUCGAGCAAGAUGCCGCGGACGUGACGAGGAAGGGAGAUUAGGGCAGGAGGGAACGGUUGAAAAGAGUGAAUCAGAGGUUCGUAGGAACAAGGAGAAAGAAAGCGAGACCCGAACGAUUCCAAAGAGGAUGGACUAGGACGGUGACGGCAACGAUCUUUGCGGGAGUCGGUCGCCGCCGUCUGCUUCUCCCACGUGCAUCGUCGCUCGUUCAAGCUCAACUGGAUAACAUCGAAACAUUGUUACGGGCUGUUUCAGUGUUGUUUGAAAAAUCAAGAGUACCGCGAGGAAGUAUUUUUAUCUACCACCGCAUCCUGUCGAUCGUCACUCUAGACUAUGACAAUUUCCGACGGCCGAAGCUGUUGCGUCGUUCGAGUUACAACUACCGCUUUUCCGAACAAAUGUACAUUUCCUUAGGCCCGAGCACGGACAUCCAAAGGAAAUCGAACGGGAAACGCAAAGAUGGGAUUCGACCGCGAACUUGCCGACAUACUUCGGGAUGUGGUGCAAUUUUUGGAGUGGUUGCGAGAAGUGAAGCUUCCCGUCAACUUGGAGAGUAUUCGCGAUAGUCUACUGAUGCGGUCCAAGGAUACCAUGACGAUGCUCAUGGUGGAGAGAAUGGUCGAAAGACCAAGUUCUCCGGAUCCGAAUCAGUACUUGAACAUGAACGCGGCUGGACCGAAAGGUUUAGUGGCGACGACGAACACGGAACCCGAACUCGAGGAGUACGUGCCCGCCGAACAACACCAGCCGCAAAACCAACCGCAACACGAUUAUUACGAGACCUUCGAACCGAUCGAGUCGACGAAUGCUACGACCGAUCUUUUUCGUCUUUCGAGCAAACACCAGCAAAUCGAAACCACGCUAAUGGACAUUUAUUCCAACUUUUCGGCAGCCCAAGCGAAAAACCAGUGUCUCAUGUGCGGUCCCCUUUACAGAAAGGAAGGCAAGAAGCUGUUUGUUUUCGAACAAUAUCGAGCGUGUUGGGUCGGCUUGCUGGGACUACAUUUGUUGAUUUACGGAAACGAUCACGACAAUCGUCCGUGGAUGAUUCUACCGAUUCGCGGUUACAUGGCUCGAGCUGCUCCGAAUGCGAUUCCUCGAGAUCAACGGAAAAGCGAGUCUACGUUCGAAAUCUUUUGCCCAGGCAAUAAAACUUUUCAAUUUAUCGCAAGGACGCCAAAUGACAUGGAACAAUGGGUAGCGAAAAUUUCCGAAUCGAGCCAAGGAGAGAGAAACGAGAACAAAGAGUUUACGAAUUCCCUGGUCGCCAGCACACCCGCCGAAACCAAUACCUCGCAGUCGGAGGAAAGGUUCGAAAAGUUACCUCGGCAACAUUCCAAUUCUAACGAAGAAAGAUAUCAAGACGUAGAAUCUUUGGGCAUCGAUAAGCUGCCGAUCAAUAAUCCUUCGAUAGUUUCUAGCGUUACCAACCAACACGGACAAGCCUCUUCUUCGAAAGACGCUCUCGUACAAGUCGCCAAUUCUUCGAUUCUUUCUACUCCUGCUCCUGCUCCUCCUUUGCCAGCUCGAAUCCCUCGAAGAUUGCCAUCCCUACCGGUCCGUGCUUCGUCGUCGACUUACAGACUCCCCGACGAAGAAGAAGACGAUAUCUAUCACAAGAUCGAAGAUUUCAGGGAUACCGGACAUUGCUACGGCAACGUUGGUAACGUUCCCGAAAUUAGACUCGCAACCUACGACGACGUGUUCGCGAGCAAAGAUGAAUCCAAGUCCGAAGAAAAGCCAAAGAAAGCGAAGAAGAAAAAGCAUCUCGAAUCCGCUACAAGACGAUCCAAUCGGUUGGAGAACGAAGCAACCUACGACGAUGCCGCGCCUGCGGCCACCGCGUCGAAGGACACCCUCGCACACGCACGUCUCGACCAACGAGAUCAAUCAGAGUCUUACGACGAUAUCGAGAAUUUCCUUCCAAACGCAACAUCGAGCAAUAUUCGACCAACGGAAGUAACAGAGGAGCCGACAAAGUCGCCGGUUAAGAAAUCUUUUCUAGACAAAGUGAGAAAGAAAAAGGAAUCACCGCGGAAAAAUGACAAAAAACAGAAACGUCAAAUUACGACGCCGCCACCAUCGGCAAACAUUCAACAACUACCAACUUACGACGACAUAUCCGAUUUAAUGAACAAUCAGAAAGCUAAGCGAAAUUUCGAAGACGAAUCAGAGUAUACCAGUCCGCCUCCGCCUAGACCAGUUUGCGCAAAGCCACCGCCUUUAACCGUCGACGCAGCCGAUAACCAAGAAUUUUAUGACGACGUUGUCACGUGUCGCGGAAACUAUACGAACGAAGAAACAUGUCAAUCGGAUCAGCGAAUUCCGAAACAGCUGAAUCACGUUCGUCGGUCUGUUCGUCCAGAAAUCGAUAACUUUGUAUCGCGCGAAAACAUCGAUAACCCUCGGCAAUCGCUCCAAGACAACCAACACUAUCAAACACCACGCACCGAAUCGAGUCAUCGCAAGUAUCCUCUUGUCGAUCAACAGGAACAACUGUACGACGAUAUCGCUAUACUUGCAGAUUUCACAGCACGCCAAAAGGAAUGUCUUGGUAAAAAAGACAACCAAGACGCAACCAACACGCAGAUUAGUUUCGAGAAGAGAUCGUGGAAUCGAUUCGUCAAUGGGAAAAAGUCCAAAAUUCCAGAUCCUAUGGGUUUCGAUAGAAAUAGUCGAAUUUCGAGCGGCACCGAAGACUCGGACGAUCGCAACGACCACCAUGGCGUGAUGCGAAUGAAUACCUUUCAAAAGUUAAUCAGUAAAAUGGAAAACUCUCUCGGUAAAUCGUCCGUGAAAACAACGUCAUCGGUCAUAUUGAAUAAAACAAACGUGACCAACAAUGCAUGAUAUCAAAGGGAACGAUCGAUACCUUUUCUUUUAUCGAUCGGUACAAUAUUUACAGACCAAAGAUGGUAGACUAGUUAUUUCGAUGCCAACGUUUCUAUUGCAUCAAAAUCACUCACGUUUGUAACAAUUUUUUACUUUGCAAAAUAAAUUACGCGCCUCAAAUUACGCGAUAACACGCUAUGUCAGUGAAUCGAUAAUAAACAACAUUCUGUUUAUUAUUA